Molecule: messenger RNA, 2316 nt
Organism: Saprolegnia diclina VS20
Lineage: Eukaryota; Oomycota; Saprolegniomycetes; Saprolegniales; Saprolegniaceae
Exons: 1
Coding region: 1-2253 (750 amino acids)
Biological process (GO): calcium ion import across plasma membrane
Cellular component (GO): membrane
Molecular function (GO): monoatomic ion channel activity
Source: RefSeq, a predicted model, not a curated record
AUGCCAUACCGCAAAUGCGCGAGUGCGAUGACGCCGCCGAGUCGCGAUUCGAUGAGCGUCGACGUCUCGGGCGAGGAGCAGUCGCUGAUCCAAGCAAGCCGGGAAGGCAACUACACCUUGGUGCAAGCGCGGCUGUUGGAGCCCGAAGUCGAUCCGAGCGCGACCGAUCGGGACCACAAAACGGCGCUCGACCACGCGAUCGAGUCGCGUAGCUACGACUGCGAGGCGCUCCUACGCAACGACGCCUUCCUCCGCGCCACCUGUCCCGCGUACAAGGCCGAGCACAUUCGCGCUCUCCAAAUUGCCUACGAUCGAGCCAAAGCGCUGGACCCGGUGCUGUUUGGCCGCGCGCUGCGUCUUGAGCCCCGCCUCGCCCUCGAGAUGCUCGACAACUGCUACCAGCACGACGCAACCAACGUAUUGCGUUUUUCUGGCAUGCCCGAGCUGUUUGGCAACGACGACGCCGACACGAGUGCGCUGGACGAGAUCGUGCGCUGCGAGAAUGCCGAGGCGCGGUCGCUCUGCCUCGAACACGUUGUCAUCCGCCGGCUCCUCGCCAUCAAGUGGGACAUUGUCGGUGAGCGCAUCUUCUGCAAGACGCUGCUCAUGUUUGCGCUCAUGCUGUUCGCCAUGGUCGUCGCGACCGCGUCCAACUACUACUACAUGUCGUCCAUCUCGCGCGCGCUGGACAACGUCGCAUGCCUCGACAACCAAAGCGGCUUCAACAAGACGACAAUUACCGACUUCCGUCGCAACAACAAGCAGUGCUACAUCGCCUAUCAAAACGAACGCGAAGCGCUCCAAAAAGACUUCGGCUACUCGAUGGGCACGCUCACCGUUGUCUGGAUCGCGGGCUGCUACUUCGUCCUCUUCUCCCUCCUUGCGCUUCAACGUUUGCACCCGGACCGUCUCUGGCGCCUCGCGCUCUGGGUGCAUCAAGGCACCUGGCCAUCGAACGAAGCCGAACUGCCAAAGUCCCGCGACAACGACAUGAGCCUAUACAAGGCGGCCGCCAAGCGCUACUUGGUGCGGUGCGUGCUCGUUGCAACGGCUAUCGCGAGCGCAGCCACGGCGGCGCCAGUCCUCCGGUAUGCCGACGUCAACAAGCUCUUCACCGCGAUGGUGGCGGUCCCCGCGAUCGUGCUCUGGCUCUGUGCCGGUUACUUUCUUUGCGUCGAGUACGGCGUCGUGUUGAGCUACGACCGAGACCUCCCGAAGCACUUUCGCCUGGCGACGUCGCGCAGUCAGUACGUGCGAACGUGGCUCUUUGUCUACUUGGUUUUGCCCCUCUGCACGCCGUGCCGCGUCCGGUUCCGUCCGUACUUUGGCUCGUUCAUGAACCUCUUCCGGCUCAGCACGUGCUUUCUCAUUCUCUUCCUGCACGUCCCGAGCGGGUUCGUCUCGGUGUUUGACAUUGAAGCGACGCCGAUCGACGAAUUAGAGGACGGCGCAGACGCUGCGUACGUCGCGUACGUCUACUCGGGGGUGCUCAUUUUCCUCAGUCUCUGGCUCCAAGUGGCGCGCUUCUUCCAAGUGCACGCGACCGCCGGCUAUUUGGUCGUGACGCUCCGGAGUGUCUUGGGCGACGUGGCCAACUUUUUCGCAUUCUUUGGGGUCUUUGAACUGGGGCUCACGGGCGCCUACUACCUCGUCUACCAGUGCACCAACAACGCAGAGAUCCCCGACAUGUGGACAACGUUUUACAAAUCGUACUUUAUUCUGUUUGGCGAGACGGACGAAGCGGCUUUUUCCGCGCUUCACACCGCCAACCAAACGGUCCGGAACAUCACCAACGUCGUCCGCGAACUCGACCUGCCGCUGAGUUUGCACAUCUUUGGCAUCUCACUGCGCAUGGUUCACUGCGCGAUCGUGACCAUGGUGCUCCUCAACUUGCUGCUUGCGAUGAUGAACAAGACGGUGGACGACCGCAAAUGCGAUACGGCCCGGACGCGCGGCCUCCUCGCGUACGCCGAGAUGGUGCUCUCGUUUGAGAAAAUGGCCGGCGUGCCGCGGCGCCAGCUCGUGUUCAUUGACCGCCACCGAACGAUCAACCCGAUCUUUGCCGAGACGCCGUUCGUGCACGAGCUCGUCGUCGACGUGCCGGCACCGAAAGACGCCACGUCAUUGCGCGCCACGCGCAGUGCGAUCGAGCUCAAGGCCAGUGGCAAGGUCGCGCCUGCCACGACCGACCUCGACGACAUCGACGCACAGCUCGACGCUUUGCUCUCCAAAAGCCGAUACAUGAUGGAAUGACUUGUAUCAACAUGAAAGUCGUUGUGGUGAAGAUAACGCGAUCAUACAAGUUUAUGAGCACGC